Eutrema salsugineum is the source of this 2802-nucleotide messenger RNA. RefSeq lists its product as uncharacterized. The transcript is spliced from 5 exons. The coding region runs from base 1 to 2802 and encodes 933 amino acids. Gene Ontology annotation, molecular function: DNA helicase activity. The record is from RefSeq and is a predicted model, not a curated record. Lineage: Eukaryota; Viridiplantae; Streptophyta; Magnoliopsida; Brassicales; Brassicaceae. Gene Ontology annotation, biological process: telomere maintenance; DNA repair.
AUGGCAUCGAAAUACAAAUUUCCUACACCUGAAUCAAUAGAUAAAGUAAUAUCAGCUGAGAUUCCUAAUAAAGAAACUGAUCCUGAGUUAUAUGAAGUUGUGAAGCAGAACAUGAUACAUGGUCCAUGUGGUAAUAUAAAUAAGAGUUCUCCAUGCAUGGUAAAUGGACGGUGUUCCAAGAUGUUUCCAAAGAAAUACUGUGACCGGACUGUUGUUGAUAACAUUGGUUUUUCACAUUACAUGAGGAGACAAACUGAUGAUUUUGUUGAGAAAAAUGGUAUCAGACUUGAUAACAGUUGGGUUGUUCCAUAUAACAGGAAGUUAUCUUUGCGUUAUAGAGCACAUAUCAAUGUUGAGUGGUGUACACAAGCUAGGUCAAUCAAGUAUUUAUUCAAAUACAUCCACAAAGGUCCUGAUAGAGUUUUAGCUACUAUCGAGAAUAAUGCCAAAGACAUUGGUGAGUUUGCGAACGAGGAUGGUGACGACGCAUCUGAAGUUACUAAAGAUGAGAUUAGAGAGUAUUUUGAAUGCAGAUAUGUAUCUGCUUGCGAAGCAUCUUGGCGUAUACUUGCUUUUGCAAUACAUUAUAGAAGUUUGCCUGUGGAAAAAUUAUAUUUCCAUCUUCCUGGAGAACAACCAUGCGUGUAUGGUGAUGAUGACCCGGUAGAAACAGUUCUUAAUCGCAGAUUAGUUCAGAGUUCAAUGCUACUUGCUUUCUUUGAAGCUUGCGACAAAUAUCCUGAAUUAUCGAAGAAUCUCACCUAUGCCGAAUUCCCAAUAGUGUUUAUAUACGACAGAAAAGAGGUUGAGUGGAGGCCAAGACAAAAGGGUAUGGCUAUAGGGAGACUAACAUAUGUUCCUCUAUCAUGUGGUCAGCUUUACUAUUUACGUGUAUUGCUAAACAGGGUCCAAUGUCCAACCAGUUUUGAUUUUUUGAAAACGGUUGACAAAGUUUUAUAUCCUACAUUCAAGGAUGCAUGUUAUGCUUUGGGUUUGCUAGAUGAUGACACUGAAUACAUAGAAGCUUUGAAAGAAGCAAGCAUUUGGGGAUCCGGAUCUUUCCUAAGGAAACUUUUUGCUGUUAUGCUCAUUACGGAUAGUAUUCUUAAUCCAUGUGGAGUUUGGAAUGAGACUUGGCAACUUCUUUCAGAUGAUAUCAUAUAUCGACGAAGGAGAUUAGAAAACAGAGAAGAUUUAACCCUUUCUGAAGACCAGCUCAAAAAUUAUACAUUGGAUGCAAUUGAGAUAAUUAUGCGUAGCAAUGGAAGUUCUUUGGCUUAUUUUGAUGGUAUGCCUCUUCCAUCUGAUGGUUAUCAUAAUGCUUCCAUUAAUCGACUGUUAUUCGAUGAAAGGAAUUAUGAUAAGGAUGAUAUGUCUGCUCUUCAUAAUAAGAUGCUUCCUGGUUUAACUGAAGAGCAGAUGAAAGUAUACUCAGAGAUAAUGGAAGCUGUUACAUUAGACCAAGGUGGUGUUUUUUUCCUAUAUGGGUUUGGUGGAACAGGAAAAACACAUUUAUGGAAAAUUUUGUCUGCUGCCAUUCGUUCUAAAGGACAAAUUGUAUUAAACGUGGCCAGUAGUGGUAUAGCUGCUCUUUUAUUGCCUGGUGGAAGAACAGCUCAUUCACGAUUUGGAAUUCCUUUAAAUCCAGAUGAGCUAUCUACUUGCAAUAUGCAUCCAGGAUCAGAUUUAGCUGCAUUAGUCGCUGAGGCCUUAUUAAUCAUUUGGGAUGAAGCUCCUAUGAUGAGUAAAUUUUGUUUUGAGAGUUUAGAUCGGAGUAUGCGUGAUGUUAUUCCUAGGCAUAAAGAUAAACCUUUUGGUGGAAAGGUUGUUUUCUUUGGUGGUGAUUUCCGACAAGUCUUGCCUGUUAUAACUGGUGGUGGAAGAGAAGAUAUCACAAGGGCAUCUCUAUGUUCUUCUUAUCUAUGGGACGAAUACAUUGAUGCAAGUAUUGCAGAAGAAAUCAAAUCUUUUUCUGAAUGGAUUCUUCGGGUAGGCGAUGGUAAGGUUAAUCUACCAAAUACAGGGGAAGUCAUGAUUGAUAUGCCCGAGGAACUUUUGAUAACAGAGUGCAAUGAGCCGAUUAAGGCUAUUGUUGAAUCUGUUUAUGGAUUAGGAUUUGAAGAACAAAACGAUCCUAACUUUUUCCAGGAAAGAGCAAUUUUAUGUCCAACUAAUGAUGAUGUAUGCGCGAUUAAUGAUUACAUGAUGUCUGCUCUUCGAGGUGAAGAGAGAGUUUAUCUAAGUUCAGAUUCUAUAGAUCCAUCAGAUACUUCCAAUCAUGACAGUAGUGUUUAUACUCCAGACUUUUUGAAUAACAUAAAGAUUUCUGGUUUACCUAAUCAUUGUAUAAAGUUGAGGGUCGGAGCACCUGUCAUAUUGCUAAGAAAUAUUGAUCCCAAUAGUGGGUUAUGCAAUGGAACCAGGCUUCAAGUGACUCAACUAGCUGAUCACAUCAUUGAAGCAAUUGUGUUAACAGGGCAUACACUCGGUCAGAAAGUCUAUAUACCUAGAUUGUCUGUUUCACCUCCUGAAGGCAAAUUCCCUUUCAGAAUGAGACGGAGACAAUUCCCAUUGAUGGUCUCAUUUGCUAUGACCAUCAAUAAAAGUCAGGGACAAACACUCUCAAGUGUUGGUUUAUAUUUGCCUAGACCUGUUUUUUCACAUGGUCAGUUGUAUGUUGCUCUAUCCAGAGUUAAGUCUAAAGCAGGGCUAAAGGUUCUCAUUGUUGACAAAGAAGGCAAUCCACAGAAACAGACCAUGAAUGUUGUCUUCAAAGAAAUAUUUCAGAAGCUUAUCAAGUAG